AUGGCCUCGGAAAAUUCUACCGAGGCUGAGCAUCGCCUGUCUUUCGCCAAGAUAGCCGCAAUGGCUCCGCCAUCGAAACCAGAAGAGCUCGGGUCUGGCGAACGAAAUGAUGCACAGAACGCGGAAAGGCUUGCAUGUCCAGACAGUCUAGCGCGAGCUGUACAAGACGUCCAUAUAACAGACACUAGCGACAGACAGAGCCCCAGCUUUACUUCAGAAGUCGAUGAACACGGAGCUCUCAAACGCGAGGCGUCCUUUGACGAUGCUCGUACGCAUCUCUCAACGUCCUCAACGAAACAGACGAGUUUCGAUUCAAAGAGCAUGGCCUCAGUUACCACUUUCGCAAUGGAUGAAAAAGAUUCGUUGCGACCCGACGAUAGUGCCAGCGUACAGGCUGUUGAUGAGGAAGAGUCUCUUUCGGGGCCGGCAUCGGGAGCAGCGAACUCACUUACGGGAUCCGAAUCUGGUGUCCGCAUAUACAGGGAUCAUCCGCGAGACUUGAGUAGACAAAAGCCCCGGCCAGUUGUGCUUCCUGAUGGUGGCCAGCGACUGGAUGGGAUAAUUCGCCCGGACUCCGUCGCUAAUAGUUUUGUCCUGCCUAGUAGUACAGAAGGCUUCUCAGUUGAACACAGUUUGAAUGGUUUCCCUCUCGAGCCGGACGAAAAGCUGCUUGAGGCGAUGAAAUCUCCAAAGGACCGCCUACUGAUUCUUCAGCUGGAGGAGAAAGUCCGCAAUUUCAUUCAAAAUUCGAAGGAGCAAUCUCUGGAGCUCCCACCUUCAAAUGCCUUCGGAAGACUACUCGCGCACAAGUUGGGUGAUUAUUAUCAUUUGACCCAUUUCGUGGAUAACAACGUUACGUCUGUCCGUCUCCAUAGGACACCCUUUUGCCGGUUACCGACUCCGCUCUCCGUUUUACAUGCUGCCACUCAUAGCACCCCACCACCAGCAGUCCCAGCCAUGAAAAUCAUGCGCCGGAAUGACGGGGAUCGGCCUUCCACCGAAGGAAGCACUGCAGCAAGCUCUUCGGUGCCUUCGAAGACCGCAUCGGAGGUAGGCGACAGUGGCAACGACGGCGAACGUGGUUCUUCAGCCGGGGCCACCCCUGCCAAAGAUAGGAUGGCCUUAACGCGAGAAGAGCGAGAAGCUAAGUACCAGGAAGCAAGAGAGCGGAUUUUCCGCGAUUUCCCUGAGACGAAAUCCUCGGAUAUCAGUGACCAGGGGACGAGUAUGUCACGCUCGAGCUCAACAAGUGGACGCAAGAAAACACACCGACAGAAGACUCCACAUGACGACAGCUUUGAGGCCCGCUCUCAAUUCAACGCCUACUACCCGGGAAUGCACUAUAACAAUGGGACGGUUCCCUAUAAUGUGGCACUGAAUGAUUCUUCAUUUUCUAACCAAGCCCCAUAUAUGGUAGGGCCCGGAAUGUCUCCUCCGGGUUAUGCUCAGGGUGCUCCAAACAGUGCCAUGUACUCCAACCACGUCAAUCUGAAUCCCUUACCUCAAUACUCGAUACCCGUCUCUCCACAGAUGACAUCAACUGGUUCAUGGCAGAGCGGCGCUGUACCCCAGCAAUCUCCUUAUUCAGGAUACACAUCUAUGAAUCAAUCACCGGUAAUGGUCACCCAGCAAUCGUCGGCGAAGUCAUCGCCUGCGCUGAACAGCUACACCAUGCCACAAUAUGCACAGACGCAGUCGACUUGGUCAUCGUCCCCGUAUGCUGCGGGCUAUCAGCCUACACAUCGCACCCAUCCCACCGCUCAUUGGCCGAAUUAUCCCUCGCAGCCGCCUAAUCCGACUUCUUAUCCCUAUGCUCAAUAUACAGGGCAACAGUCACUAAACACAGCCAUGCAAGCUCAUCCAAACUCGCACCCUCUGCCAGGCAGUUUUGCAAGAUCCCCAUUCAAUCCACAGACACGCUCAUUUGUACCCGGUGGGACUUCUUUGGCUCGUCACCCGAGCAAGACCAACCAACACAAUAUGAACUCGUAUCCUCCCAUGCAGCCCGGUAUUCAGACUCAGUGGAAUGGAUAUCAAGACCCGAAUAACAAGGCUCAAGAGGGAAGUGCGAUGGCGCAAGGCGUGACGCGCGGUGGCCCUCCCGGUAGCAGAGAUUCCAUUGCAAAAUGGGGAACGCCUUCUCAUUUGCCUCCAAAACCACCACCGUCCGAGAUCCCCUCUGAUUUCGAGUUGAAGCAUCGAAUCACUCCUGCCCCAUCGCACUCCUACAAUUCCAACAUACUGACCAACUCCAAGAACGGGCCUCUUGUCGUUUCAGGAGGGACAAGUCUUCCCAAGAUGAACUGA
This is a messenger RNA of Aspergillus fischeri NRRL 181, 2307 nucleotides long. Its product is annotated as putative R3H domain protein. The transcript has 4 exons. The record is from RefSeq and is a predicted model, not a curated record. Gene Ontology annotation, biological process: galactose metabolic process. Gene Ontology annotation, molecular function: nucleic acid binding. Bases 1 to 2307 code for a protein of 768 amino acids. Lineage: Eukaryota; Fungi; Ascomycota; Eurotiomycetes; Eurotiales; Aspergillaceae.